AAUCAAGGCGCCCCUGCUUUAGACCAAAGAUAUUCUGUCAAGGCCCAGCAUCACUGUGCUGUGUGCUAAAUUCGGCAGCUUGUGGCACUCACUACGUGUGUUCGUUCUUUGUGCAACGCACAGUGAAGCUUUGAGAAUUCGAGUAUUCAAGUGCAUUUGAAUGAAUUAAGAUUAAAAAGUCUGAUUAAAUGAUUCCUGAAUUCGUGGAACUUUGAGUUAUCUGUCGAUGUAUGGCGUGAGUAAGGAUCAACAAAGGUAUAGGGCGUGCCCUUGAUCCCGCAACAUCUUGAAAUUGCAUUUCUCUAUCAUAUUUGUGGCCCUUUUGUCAACGUACAGCAGAGGAGGCUGCAUUCCUUGGAGGUUGUGGAUCAACUUGGUGACUCUUGCUGCUUCUUUCGAAGGAGUCGUGAUGGGCUCACAUCAAGCAGCCAAGUCGAGUGCUAAAUCCCCAUCCAAGGCCUCAUCAUAGGCACCGUGGCCCAAGCAAACUUGUGGGAACCCUUUCACACGAGCGCCUUUGCAGCUUUUGGUGCUCCGAUGGUGCUGGGGCCAGUGCUUUUUAACACUCUUGCCGCCUUGUUCCUGCUGGCGAUCGCACUGGCAGUCAUGAUAUCGGCAGGCUUUGUGCACCUGCUGGGCACAGCCAUCAAGGAGCUGGACCCCAUGAAGAGGUUCCCUCUGGCGCCCUUCCUGUGCGGCCUGGGAUUCCUGGUCACUUUAGUGGCGGACCAAGUGGCGAGCAUCCUCUCAGAGCGCAACGGCUGGCACGAUGCCGGCAGCGGCCACUGCCACUCCCCCGUGCUGGACUCUGACAUGACCCUGCUGCAGCAUGUGCUUGUUGUCGACCCGGCUCAUGCCUCGCGCACGCAAGGGAGUCCAGCAUUGAAGGACAGCGAAGGUCUGGUGAAGAGCGGCACGAAGAUUCUGGAGGUGGAGGAUGGCUCUGUGAGACUGGCAGCAACUGCGGAGGGUGGCGAUUACCUGUCCAAUGGGGACACGGCCCAUUCUGCAUCCAGCAGUGGGGGUGAGGAGGCGGAGGAAGAGGAUGGCAGGCCAUUGGGAACUCUCCAUCUCGGCAAACGGCAAACCUCAGGGCAUUUGCCAGGGGAGGGGAGGGUGGCAAACGGAGUUCUUCUAGGACCUGUCAACGCCAGCAGCGUGCAGAGAGGCUCCUUGAUGCAGCGGACGGUGUCUCUGCCGCAGAACUCCAGGGAGUCGGAAACGAUACGGCUGGUCGGUGACAUUGUGGACUCGGUGACUGGGGAGGUGCGGGGGCAGGCUGUGAAGGCAGGGAGUGCGGGUGGCCGGUCCCCUGAGCCGGCGGGGGGUGCAGAGCAGCUGCAGGCGGCGGCGUCGGUGUCUUUCCUGACAGCAGCGCUCAUGGGAGUGGCCCUCUGCUUCCAUUCUGUCCUGGAGGGCAUGGCCAUGGGGGCACAGGCGAACAUAGUAGACAGCGUGCACAUCUUCAUAGCAAUCGCUGCGCACAAAGGCUUGGCUGCCUACGCGCUGGGAAGCUCUGUUGUGGACUCUCAGGCCAGCAUGCGGAAAUUCUGGACGGUGAUUGGCUUCUUUGCAUCAGCCACUCCUGUGGGCAUCUUGCUCGGGGUUGUGCUGUCCAGUGUGUCAAACAGCGAUGCAGCUGCGUCCGUAUCUGCUUUAGCGUCAGGCACGUUUUUGUAUGUGGCGUUCAUGGAGGUGAUUCCCAGGGAGCUAGCAAUGCCCAGCCACAGGACUGCCAAGCUUGUCAUGCUCUUGGCAGGAUUUGCAGCGAUGUCCAUUUUGGCCAUCUGGGCGUGAAGGGCAUAUUCUCAGAUAUUCAUGAUGACCAAGACACACCGAAUGAAUCAUUGUUAAAGAUGGUACCAGUGCCCAUCAGAAGCUGUGCUGAACAAGCAUGCUUGCUUGCUGAUCAUGAUUGCCAGCUGGUUGCCAACUGCAGUGCUCUAUUGUAUCACAGUGCCACAGAACGCAUGUGUAGGAUGUACAAGUUGCGCUGUGCUUGUGAGACGCGGGUCUCAGAGCCUGUACGAUGUGUAGUGUAGGACUGUUGUCUGUACAGUCCAACUUGCAGAGCAUGCUUAAGGAACGAUUGUAUGAG
Coccomyxa subellipsoidea C-169 is the source of this 2098-nucleotide messenger RNA. Its product is annotated as Zinc/iron permease. Gene Ontology annotation, biological process: zinc ion transmembrane transport. Gene Ontology annotation, molecular function: zinc ion transmembrane transporter activity. NCBI's taxonomy places the organism in Eukaryota, Viridiplantae, Chlorophyta, Trebouxiophyceae, Coccomyxaceae. The record is from RefSeq and is a predicted model, not a curated record. The transcript has 8 exons. The coding region runs from base 538 to 1797 and encodes 419 amino acids. Gene Ontology annotation, cellular component: membrane.